Molecule: messenger RNA, 4576 nt
Organism: Stegostoma tigrinum
Lineage: Eukaryota; Metazoa; Chordata; Chondrichthyes; Orectolobiformes; Stegostomatidae
Gene: smim7
Product: small integral membrane protein 7
Exons: 6
Coding region: 193-384 (63 amino acids)
Source: RefSeq, a predicted model, not a curated record
AGGUGUGUGAGGGAGUUGGUGCUCUCAUUGCAGAUGGAGCUAUAUCCCAUUCAAGAGUUGGAAGGUGCAAGACUGGACUCUGCUUCUGGCCAGCAUACUGAAGUUUCCGGGAUCAUUGCUGUUGUUCCUCAGAAUUUAUUACGAUCACCAACAACAUAAAUAGCACAGAGUCAUACCUUAAGCACCUUGUUGAUGAAUGCAGGAGCUGUGCUGAACUUCAAACUAAAGAGAAGAGAGCUGCAGGGUUUUGGAGAUGAUGGACGUGAAACAACAGCGGGUGAUAACAUCAAAGAUUUUUUGCUGAGUCUGCGCUACUUUCGGAUCUUCAUUGCCUUGUGGAAUAUCUUCAUGAUGUUCUGUAUGAUUGUAUUAUUUGGAUCUUGAAGCUUACCAAUGCAGCGAAAGUGAUGCAAUUCAGGACAGUCCCCGGAUUUGAAUUUGUAGCAGGCUCUUUACCUUUCCUCUAUAAUUUUUACAUUUGUUCAGUCUAGAGGGUCAAGCGUGUAUUUCCAGGUUUGAAAUUGUACCUAUUCAAAAGUCUGUGUUCUGUAACAGCAGCUAUCUGGGUAGCCAUCCCAAAAUUUUCACCUCCUUUGAUAAAUCGUGGUUAGAAAAUUUUCCACACACUUUCACACUGCACAAUGGGAAGACUUGGUUGUUGAUAUUUAUCUACAUAGUUCUAUUGAAUGUAUCCCAGUUAAAUACUAAUCCAGAUCGAGAAAGUCAGGCAUGCUGCGGAAUUCUGCCAGAAGCAAAUACUUCAUGAAUAUUUAAGUUAUGUUGUGUAUGUAAACAGGUUGUUGCUAUCUUGGCAAGUUAAUUUUGCUUUUGGAAAGUAAUUUUCAAAUGGACAAUUGCAUUGGUAUUUAGAAAAGAAUACUUGCUUUCGUACGAAUGAUAGUUCAAACUGUAAGUACACCCUUUGCAAUCAGACACGAACUGUACAGUACGCAAUCUGCAAGUUUGAAAAGCAAUGUGCUGCUUUGGUCACACUGGUCCUGACUGGCUCAGAAAUAAGAGCUAAUUAACACAUAGUGUCUUGUGGAUAUCAGAGAUGUUGAGGUUUUAUUUGUGUUGAAGUCCCUCCCAAUCUGUAGCUCUCUCAUAGUGCACCCUCUUUCAGUGAUAUUUUUAACAUGAAUUUUAGCUGUAUUUUCCUCCCAGAUAACAAUGGGAUGUGUGCAAUUGGAGAGUAAACACACUAAAAGUGAUUUUUGAAACUGCACCACAAAAAAUUCUUUUGGAAUUUUCCAGUAGAAAUUUAUUCACAUUUAUCCUGAUGUUAUGUCUCUAGCCAUUAAUCUACUUGCACGUACGUAAAAUAAUUGUUUGACUUUCCUUUGUCUGAGUGAGUUAGUAGCUGAGGUGCAGUAGUAUCCUAAUUCUCCUUACAGAUUUAAACUUGUUGUCAUAUUUGUGUUCUUUGCAUGCAGAUUUUUAACCAUCAUUUAACCAGCACCAAGUCCGUGAAAUGAACACUUUAAUGAGCUGUAGUUUGUCACCAAGAAGAGUUAAUCACGUGCUGUUCCCUACAAUAAAUCAGUGAUGGUAGUGAUAAUAUUCAUGGCCUGUGCCUCAAUACUUAAAUCUAGCCACACUGACCCAGCAUCUUAUGCCACUGUUUUCAGGAUGAGUGCUUUUUGAUUGCAUUAAAAAUGGAAUGCUUUCAAAAUGUAACCAAAUCCUUUGGUUGACCAUUGAUCUGUGCUGCAAGCAUGUGUUAGAAAUUCUAUCCAUAAUUUAUACAUUGAUCAUUCUCAAAGCAAUAAUCUACAUCCACUUAAUGCUUGAAAACUAAAAGGAGUAACACUCCUCUUAUCAACAGGACAGUGGGGACCUGUAGCAUCUGAAGAUGACAUAUUGGAUAUACCGUGCUCUGUUAGGUGAAUGGAAAAAUCAAUUACAGAAAUAGCCUCCAACAGAUGAAGUGAGAGAACACAUUUUGACUUUAGCAGAAGAAUUGUUACUCUGCCCUCAUGUCAUAACAUGAAUAAAGUGAAAUGCUAUAAAUUGGCGUUGGUGUAGCAAGCUACAUGCUUACAAAUCCUGCUUUGCCACUGAUGUUUGCACCAAUCUCCAUAAACGUUACCAUUUGCACCAUUAAAAUGAAACUAAACUCAAAGCUGUAAACUUUUACAGUGAGCACAUUCUGUAAAAUGAAAACCUGUCAAUUGAUUUCAAAUCCCUUGAAUUCUCAGAAAGCUAUUGAAAUGAACUUUCACUAUGUAUAACUCUGUUAUCUAUUUGCCUGCAGAUAUUUUAAAUCUAAGAAUGAGAUUGGAGAUUUGGUCAUAUAGAGCAUUUGUAUAUCUGAUACACCAUGUGUAGAUACCAUUACGGUGUACCAAAGUCAUCGUAUCUGGUAUGUGAUCACAAAAACUAAAUGCAGCAAAACUGGAUUCUGAGAGUGAAAUGUAUUUUUUAACCAUAUUUGUGUACUGUAUCUGAAUGGAUGCAGUGAACACUUUAUUGCUUAUUUAUAUUUAAAGUAUUUGUGACCUGCUUCCAUUUCAAGUACUUGACCAUGUAGAUCAUCACAUUUCAAUGGACUAAGAAGGGGAAUAAAACAGGGUAUUUGAAAUACAUUAGCUUGUGCAUUGAAUGCAGCUUAACUAUUCAGACCAUGUUUAUAGCCUGAACUCUCAAUACAUCAUAGCAGCAUCACCAUUGUUUCUUAUUUCAAUGGUUUAAAAUUAUUACACUGCAAUACUCAAAUGUUUCUCCUUUGAUAUUUUUCUUAAAUCCCUUGGCUCCACAUGGAGUCCCUCAUCUUUCUAUUCCAAUCAGUUUAGCAAUAAUUGCAACCAGUUAAGCCUAACAGCUACUGGAAGGCACCAUUGUCAAAUAUCCAAGUAUUGGGCCCGCAAAGUGUAUUUACUAGUUUGACCAAAUCUUUGGAUAAUUGGGAGGUAAUGCUGAAGUGGAAGUUAAAAUUUCCUGAAAUGUAGACAAGCUUGUUUACCACACAACUUCCCAGUGUCUUUCUGGUGAGCUAGCAAUGUAAUCUGAUGUUCAGGAAAGCAUAAUAAUGCUAUCUGUUUAGGCCCAACAGGAUUUAUUAAAAGUAAAUCUGGCUUCAAAUUUUCUAUAGCUGCAAAGAUCCCAAUGUAAAGUGAAUUUUCUCAGUCUUGGUUGUUUGUUGAUCUACAGUGUGAUAACUAGAAGUGCUUAAUCCUACAACUGUAUUUUAAAUAGUAACAUUAAUUCACUUACCAUAUUCUUAAUAUUUGUGUAGCAAAAUAGUUUUCUUUUCAUCUAUUUCUAAGGAUUGUGAAAGUUCACUGCUGAUUCAUGUUUGCUUGGUACUCAGUUUGUGAUCAUUUAGUGUAAGCUCCAAAGAUUAAGUUGUAUUACAUUUACUAGUUGGUGAGUGACAGUGAUUUGAGGUUCAUAGAUCAUAGAAUACCUACAGUGUGGAAACAGGCCAUUUGGCCCAACAAGUCCGCACCAUCCCUCGGAGAAGCAUCCCACCCAGACCUAUUACCUAAUUUACACAACCUUCGACACUAGGGACAAUUUACUGUGGUCAGUCGACGUAGCCUGCAUAUCUUUGGACUGUGGGAAGAAACCGGAGCACCUGGAGGAAACCCACACAGACACAGGGAGAAUAUGCAAAUACCACACAGACAGUCACCCAAAGCUGGAAUCAAACCCGGGUCCCUAGAGCUGUGAGGCAGCAGUGCAAACAUGGUGACUCAGUGUUCUUCAUACACAUCCAAUUUAUAAAAAGACUCUCUGCAUUAUCUCCUCCUUCACCAUUCUUUUACUGUACUUUGCAAAAAUAUAUUUUAUUCAUAAAGUUUGCAAAAUAAAAUUUAGGAAACAUUGACUUGAAAAUUACUGUAAUAGCAAUAAAAGCAAACUUACACCGUAUUACAUUCUUAGCCAUGUUUCACUCUGAGGUGCCUCAACACAAUUUCAAAACACUUAGUACUGACAAUGUGCUUUUUAGGCAUGCAGCCCUAAAGGUGCAAUGCACUAUCAAACUUAGUGCCACAAGGGAUUAGAAAAUCAACAUGUUAAUGAACAGGAGCCAUUCAGUCCACUUGUUCCUAAAAUUUAGCACUCAUGCAGAGUUUGUGAGCAUUGCUUUCCUCUUAUCCCUGCCCAGAACAACAAGUUAAAUAAAUUCAAAAUCUGUCCAUUUCCUUUAUAAAUAUCUCAACUUAGCUACGUGAUAGUUUUUAAUUCACAAACUACAAAACAUGUAGCAAUUCAUUGGAUUUUCAGCUUUGCUUGUGAUCCUAGGCCAAUUAUUUUUCUCUGAAGUACAGGAGAGUUAUUGAAGAUUUUAGUAACUAUGCGCUAACCAGAAAUGUUGAGAUCUGAAAUGUGGUGAGAUUUAGUGUGCUGCAAUUCAAUCAUUUUGGUUGCUACUGGUGUCUUGCAUUUUUGACAACAUGGCUAACUUUUUAACAUUUAAAGUCAAUAAAGACUUUUAAAAUUAUGUACUUGGAGCACUUGGUGCCUUGUUGGGAUGAUCCACUGUGGUUAUGUAGAUUGUGGUUCAAUCCUAAUAACAAAAAGCUGAAAUAAAAUCUACCAAUGAUGGGACUUAUUUCUUAAUCUCAUGAAA